Messenger RNA from Hypanus sabinus (Atlantic stingray), 2882 nucleotides. RefSeq lists its product as uncharacterized. The coding region runs from base 43 to 1695 and encodes 550 amino acids. The record is from RefSeq and is a predicted model, not a curated record. Gene Ontology annotation, molecular function: palmitoyltransferase activity; protein binding. Gene Ontology annotation, biological process: protein palmitoylation. The transcript is spliced from 10 exons. NCBI's taxonomy places the organism in Eukaryota, Metazoa, Chordata, Chondrichthyes, Myliobatiformes, Dasyatidae. Gene Ontology annotation, cellular component: Golgi membrane.
GGGCGGAGCGGAGCAGCGCUGUUUCCCCGGCCCGCUUACCCGAUGUCGCCGCCCCACUCCGGCCCCGGCAGCACGGCCCUGGUCCAGGCCCUGCGAAGGGGCGACCUGCAACAGUGUUCACGCUGGCUGAGGCACGACCCGAGCCUGAUCCACUCCACGGGCUGGAAUGGAUUCUCACCACUUCACCACACUGCUUUAUGCGGCCACAAGGAACUGGUCUAUCUACUGCUGGAACAUGGCGCAGAUACCAACCUCCCAAAUGAUGCAGGAGAGACACCCUUUCACUUUGCCUGCAGACGUGGGGAAGUCUACAUAAUGGACCGGAUGGUGAAGAGAGGAGCAGAUGUUCUGACCCAGGAUCUUCAAGGGAAGACUGCACUUCACCAUGCCGUGUCUGGUGGCAGCAUAGUUGCUAUCCGUUACCUGGAGGAGAUGGGCCAAUACAGUUUCCGUGACUUGGACAGGUUUUUGCAAUCUGCUCUGCACAUCGCAAUUUCCGUCGGCAAUGAGGAUGUUGUUAAAUAUUUGCUGAGAGGCGCGAGGUGCAGUGUGGAAGCCAUCGACACUUGGGGUAUGACUCCCUUGCAUGUGGCAGCUCACACAGGGUCAGUAAGCAUCUGUUGGCUGCUGAUGACAGAUGCUGGGAUCUCCACCAUGCAUUUGCAAAAUAAAGAUGGACUUACCCCAUUGGAUCUGGCCAAGCGAGGGAAAUCACACAGACACCAAGAAGUAGCAAAGCUUUUGACAGACUACGGUAAAGAAAUACAGAAUGGGAAACCCAAAAGGCCGAUUGGCCUGUACUUCAGCAGUCUGCUUUGCCCAGGCAUUCUGAGUUCAAUCAUAUUCUUUACUGCCAGUCAUAUUGGGGAAUAUGGAGGCGUUUUCAGCGUAAUCGCCUUUGCAGUUCUGGCCAGGAUAGUGUUUUUCCAGUACCACCGAAUCUCUCAUUACUCCAGGUCACCCAACCCCAUGUACCUCGGCACGUUUACUGCAGGGAUCUUCCAUUCUUUGUAUUGCUUCUACUGCAAGAUCCUGCCAGCUCUCUGGCCAGCAAAGAUGCUGCUGUGUUUCAUGACAAUGUUGGCAACUCUUCUGCUCUGGAUAUUCGUGAAACUGCUAAUGAAAGACCCUGGGAAUCUGCAAGAAUCUGACACUGCGGAAAAGUAUUUAACUGUUGCUCAGCUGAUUGAAACAAAUGAGAAGCCAUCCAGAUUCUGCAUUUAUUGUGAGAUGGUUCAACCAGAAGGAACAAAGCAUUGUAGACUCUGCAACUGCUGCAUGGAGAACUUCGAUCACCACUGUCUCUUCCUGAUGAAAUGUGUCGCAAAAAAAAAUCAGAGACUCUUCAUUCUGUUCCUGCUGGAGAUCAUCACAUCUCACUUGACCUUCAUAACAUCAAGUCUGUACUGCUUAUACCUUUGGUAUGGACUGAACUUUGAGGUGUUUCCAAAAGUCUUCAGCAAUCAGCCUUGGGUGAUGGGACUGGCACUGAUGAACGUUGCCACUGUCUUGUGGGAGUUGGUCUUGCUAAAGAGUCAGCUGGCGGCAGUCGCUGUUAACUCCACUACGACAUGCAGGGAUAGGGUGGACAGCAAGGCCUCUACAUGGAGACACCAUUUGAGAAACGUCACAGUCUUCCUCGUACUAGGCGAGAGGCCCCAGAGCAGCAGCAAAAUUCUCUCAUCCCAGUUUUAGACAGCUGAAUCCAAGUGUAUCUUAAGGGAGAGGGGUGGAGACCAAGGCUGAAUGAUACAAGUGGUGAUACUGACUAAGAGAAGGAGGUGAACCACAGCUGAUCUAUCUGGGCAUGGUAUAAAAGACAAAGAAAGGAAAAGGCAGCAAAAACUUUUUGGAACACUCGUAUGUUCUUGAGAAUGAUCCUAGGAAUGAAAAAGUUCAUGUAUGAGGAGUGUUUGAUGGCUCAAAGCUAGCACUUGCUGAAGUUUAGAAGAAUGUGGAGGGAUUUCAUUGAAACCUAUCAAAUUUUGAAAGGCCGAGAUAGAGUGUAUGUGGAGAGAAUGUUUCCUAUAAUGUGGGAGUCUAGAGCCAGAGGGCACAGCCUGAGAAUAAAAGGACCCCCCCCCCCCUUUAGAACAGAAAAGAGGAGGAAUUUAUUUCCGCCAGAGGAUAGUGAAUCCAAUGGCUGUGGAGGCCAAGUGAUAUAGUAUAUUUAAAGUGGACGUUUGAUAGGUUCUUGAUUAGAAAGGAUGUCAAAGGUUACGGGUAGAAAGCAGGAUAGUAAGGUUGAGAGGAAUAAUUAAUCAUCCAUGAUAAAAUGACAGAGCAGACUUUGAGCUAAAUUGCCUAAUUCUGCUCCUAUGUCCUGUGCCCUUAUGACAUAGGUUCAAUCUGAUUGGCUGCCUAUAUCAGCUCUCAGUACAAUCCCAUCAACCCUUCUUUAUUCUCUUUCCUGUCACACAUAUGCUACCUGUUCCGGAUCCUCCUCCAACACAACUACACGAGGGAUAAUUUGCAACGGCUAACAAACCAUCAAGCUUACACAAUAGAUCAGAGAUUCCUAACCUUUAUUAUGCUGUGGACCAAUGCCAUUAAGCAAGGGGUCCAUGGACCCCAGGUUGAGAACCCCUAUUGUAGAUGUUGAAACUGAAGUACAAAGAGAACUCGUGUGCAGGUGGCACAGUAGUAUUGUAGUUAGUGUAAUGUUUCACAACACUAGCGACCCAGAUACAAUUCCCACCACUGUUUAUACAUUCUCCCCAUGAUGGCAUGAGUUUCCUCCGGGUGCUCUGGUUGCCUCCCACAUUCCAAAGACAUGCAGGUUGGUAGGUUAAUUGGUCACGUGGGUGUAGCUGAGCAGCAUAGGCUCACUGGGCCAGAAAGCCUUUUAUUGUGCUGUCUCUAAAUAAUUAUAAAAUAACUCA